Molecule: messenger RNA, 1692 nt
Organism: Pyrenophora tritici-repentis Pt-1C-BFP
Lineage: Eukaryota; Fungi; Ascomycota; Dothideomycetes; Pleosporales; Pleosporaceae
Product: UhpC, Sugar phosphate permease
Biological process (GO): transmembrane transport
Cellular component (GO): membrane
Molecular function (GO): transmembrane transporter activity
Source: RefSeq, a predicted model, not a curated record
AUGCCCUCCUCGUCCCGUCGCGGAACGCACCAAGUAGCUUCGCCCGGUACCGAUGAUAGCUCCCAGAAAUUCACGCCGUCGCCGCGCUCGUCGCACGAGUCUGGUGGCCUGUCUGUAAGGCACGAGUCGAACUCGUUCGAACUGCGCACUAUUCCUCCACGCGACGAGCCCCCUUCGAAAGAAGAGCCGACCGAAGAUGAGGGCUUACUCCAUAGCACACGGCGCGCCUCAAUCGACUCGGUUCAGAGUUAUGAGUUGUAUACGCCAGAUGAGGAUCGGACGGUACUUAGAAAGCUUGAUCGUCGGCUCGUAGCCUUCAUGGCCUUAUUAUACAUGUUGAGCUUUUUGGAUCGGUCGAAUAUUGGCAAUGCUCGUAUAGCCGGUCUUGCAGAUGAUUUGAACCUCACGUCUAACCAGUACGAAUGGCUGCUGUGGGCCUUUUAUAUCACAUACAUUCUGUUUGAGUGGAUGACCCUGAUGUAUCGCGUAGUGCCGCCGCAUAUCUAUAUUUCCAUGUGCAUCCUCUCCUGGGGCAUCAUAGCGUCGCUUCAAGCGUUGGUGAACUCCUUCAGCUUUCUUGUUGUACUGCGUGCUCUUUUGGGUGUCAGCGAAGCGGCAUUUUCAUCCGGCCUGCCCUUCUACCUAUCAUUCUUCUUCCGUCGACACGAGCUCGCCUUCAGGAUUGGGCUCUUCGUAAGCGCCAGUCCGAUAUCAGCAUCGUUUGCUGGAGCUUUAGCCUGGCUCAUCACUAAACUCGGCGAGCAUAGCUCACUAAGACCUUGGAGAUUACUUUUUCUGCUCGAAGGCUUCCCAUCUGUACUGGUCGCCGUCUGGGCAUGGGACUUUGUGCCAGACGGUCCGGGUCUGGCCAAGUGGCUGAGCCCGCGACAGCGCGAGGUUGCGGUAAUGCGACUGAGAUCAGAAAAGGAGGCCGAGGACUCAGAUCUAGAAGAUGAGAAGUACGAAGGCGGGCAAAAAAGAAAACGCGUCAAUUUCCUCGAAGUGUUGCAAACACUCAAGGACCCGAAAUGCUAUCUGACAGCGUUCAUGUUUUUCUCAUGCAACGUCGCGUUCAGCUCCAUGCCCGUAUUCUUACCUACGGUCAUUCGAGACAUGGGCUGGACGUCCAUCACAGCACAAGGCUUGACGGCACCUCCGUAUUUGUUCGCGUUCGUUGUCGUCUUGACAACAGCAUAUUUCUCAGAUCGUCUGCAGUCGCGCUCAACUUUCAUCAUCUUCCACUCACUUCUCGCGACAUUGGGAUACGGUACCAUUGCUGUUUCCGGCUAUCUCAAGUCCAACUACACCACGAUCCGCUACAUGGCACUCUACCCCGCUGCCGCAGGCUUCUUCAGCGCCGUCACAAUUAUCAUCACGUGGAUGCUGAAUAACCAAGAAAGCGAGAGCAAGAAAGGCGGUGGCAUGAUCAUAUUAAAUAUCAUCGGACAGUGUGGACCGUUGGUCGGUACGAGCGUCUUUCCUGACGAGGACGGGCCGUAUUAUGUCAAAGGCAUGAGCAUAUGUGCUGGGUUUAUGCUGCUUGUCGGAGUGUUGGCUGCGGUGCUGAGAUGGGCGUUUAUCAGGGAAAAUAGGAAGCUGAUGAGUGGUCGAAGUGCAGAGUAUGCGGGUGUACCGUUAGAUGAGGGUGGAAGCAUGAGGAGAGGGAGGAAGAAGUUUACUUAUACGUUAUAG